Saccharomyces kudriavzevii IFO 1802 is the source of this 1104-nucleotide messenger RNA. RefSeq names its product Mme1p (gene MME1). Gene Ontology annotation, molecular function: magnesium ion transmembrane transporter activity. The record is from RefSeq and is a predicted model, not a curated record. The transcript has a single exon. The coding region runs from base 1 to 1104 and encodes 367 amino acids. Lineage: Eukaryota; Fungi; Ascomycota; Saccharomycetes; Saccharomycetales; Saccharomycetaceae. Gene Ontology annotation, biological process: magnesium ion export from mitochondrion.
AUGAACUCAUGGAACCUGAGUUCUUCAAUACCGAUAAUACACACACCUCAUGACCAUCCCCCGACAUCUGAAGAAGCAGCAGAUCAAUCAAAUAGUAGUCAGAACGAUCAUGAAUCACACGACAAGAGAGCAGGUUCGGCAGAUGACUUGAGUCCUAUAUGGCAUUGCGUCAUCUCUGGUGGAAUUGGUGGAAUAAUAGGAGAUUCUGCGAUGCAUUCCCUGGAUACUGUCAAGACAAGACAACAAGGUGCUCCAAAUGUUAAAAAAUAUAGGAAUAUGAUCUCUGCAUAUCGUACCAUUUGGUUGGAAGAAGGUGCGAGAAGAGGUCUAUACUGUGGAUACAUGGCAGCCAUGCUAGGCUCCUUCCCAUCAGCGGCAAUCUUUUUCGGGACCUAUGAAUAUACUAAGAGAACAAUGAUAGAAGAUUGGCAGAUUAAUGACACCGUCACGCAUUUGAGUGCUGGAUUUCUUGGUGACUUCAUCUCCAGUUUUAUUUACGUUCCUUCAGAGGUGUUGAAAACAAGACUGCAGUUGCAAGGAAGGUUUAACAAUCCUUUCUUCCAAUCUGGUUACAACUAUUCAAACUUAAGAAAUGCCAUAAAAACAGUAAUAAAAGAAGAAGGAUUCCAAUCCCUUUUCUUUGGCUACAAAGCUACCCUAGCCAGAGAUUUGCCAUUUAGUGCAUUGCAGUUUGCAUUCUACGAAAAGCUCAGGAAAUUAGCCUUCACGAUUGAAAAGAAGGACGGCAAAGAUGAAGAGCUGUCCAUAUCCAACGAAAUAUUGACUGGUGCAUGUGCGGGUGGGCUAGCCGGAAUUAUCACCACACCGAUGGAUGUUGUCAAGACUAGGGUACAGACUCAACAACCGCUCAGCUCGAGCAACAAAGCAUAUUCAGUAUCGCAUCCUCACGUAACAAACGGCAGGCCAGUAGCGCUUUCCAAGUCAAUUCUACUCAGCCUGCGGACGGUUUACCAAUCUGAAGGCGUACUUGGGUUUUUUAGCGGUGUGGGCCCUAGAUUUGUUUGGACAAGUGUUCAAAGUAGCAUAAUGUUGCUAUUGUAUCAAAUGACACUACGAGGAUUGGGCAACGCAUUCCCCAAUUGA